Molecule: messenger RNA, 861 nt
Organism: Ceratosolen solmsi marchali
Lineage: Eukaryota; Metazoa; Arthropoda; Insecta; Hymenoptera; Agaonidae
Gene: Rpp30
Product: ribonuclease P protein subunit Rpp30
Exons: 7
Coding region: 43-861 (272 amino acids)
Biological process (GO): tRNA processing
Cellular component (GO): nucleolar ribonuclease P complex
Molecular function (GO): RNA binding
Source: RefSeq, a predicted model, not a curated record
UAUGUAUUGAUUAAUAGGUUACGUUUGUAAAAAUAGUAAGAAAUGGAUUAUGGAUUUUGCGAUUUAUGCGUUCAUGCAUCGACAAAUAAACGAAAUUUGAGGGAAACUCUAUUAAAAUUAUACAACGUUGGUUAUAACACAGUUGCACUUAAUCAAAAUGUUGAUGAAAAUGUAUUUCAUAACGAAAAAAAAAAGAAGAAAAAAACUGAUGAAAAUGACACUGUAAUUCCAUGUAUACCUGAACCAAUAGAUGUUAAUGAUUUACUUGAAGAAUUUAAAGGAAAACUAAAUAUUUUACAUAGAAUAACCUUUUCUUUCUCCGACCCAAUAAAAACGCAUUCUUUGAAUCAGUUGCCAAUUUUAAAUAAAUAUAACUUAUAUGCCAUUAUUCCAAAAAGCCAAGUAGCAUUUCAGUUUGCCUGUUCUCAACUUAAUGUAGAUAUUAUUACAAUAAAUUCAACUUCUUCUCAUAUAAAACUAAGUAGGAAAUUAUAUUCUCAAGCAAUAGAAAAGGGUAUUCAUUUUGAAAUAAAUUAUUCCGAUGUUAUAAAUACUUCUACUCGUAAAUUAGCUAUUUACCAUUCACAUUUGUUGUAUACGUUUGGAAAAAGUAAGAAUGUUAUUAUUUCGAGUGGAGCCAACAAUCAUUAUUCUAUUAGAAAUCCAUAUGAUAUAAUUAAUUUAGCUAGAUUAUUAGGAUUGAAUGAAGUAAAAGCUAAAUGCUCAAUCCUUCAACAGGCUCAUCGAGUCCUUCUAAAAGGAGAAGGGAGACGUUGUAGAAAAGCUAUAUUUAGAAUUUAUCGUGAUACUGAUGACGACCUUAAGUUACACGAUCCAGCGGCGAAGAGACUGAAAUCAUAA